Drosophila navojoa is the source of this 4054-nucleotide messenger RNA. RefSeq names its product Ca[2+] channel Muscle-specific alpha2/delta subunit (gene Ca-Ma2d). Gene Ontology annotation, cellular component: voltage-gated calcium channel complex. Lineage: Eukaryota; Metazoa; Arthropoda; Insecta; Diptera; Drosophilidae. Gene Ontology annotation, molecular function: voltage-gated calcium channel activity. The record is from RefSeq and is a predicted model, not a curated record.
AAAAAAGAAAGAAAGAAAGAAAGAAAAUAACGUGUGGCGCCAGCGUCGGCGUCGCUGCUGACGUCGCGACUCCACCCAAAAUUGUAUACCAAAUUUGGUAGCAAAUGCAGUGAGUUAGUUAGUAACGCUGAGUGGAGUGAGUGCGUGUGUGCGAGUGAGUGUCUCUGAGUGUGUAUUUCGGUUGUGCACAACCACAGCCAAGGAGUAACACAACAAAUACACGUUUGAAACAUGCCAGCAAAAUGUUUGGUACAUGCGAAAAGUUGAUGACACAUUUUGCUGUCAUUUUGACCGCAUUUCUGGCCGCUCAGCCUCUGUUAUUGCUGCUCAUUUGCGGUCCCCCAGCGACGCGGCAUGCCGGCCCCGCCUCUUCCACAUUUAUGGUGCACGCCUCUGCCGCGGAUGAAGCCGUUGGCAAAUGGGCGACCCAGUUUGGAGACGAGCUAUUCCUGCUGGCCCAGAAGAUAACCAAAUCGCAGCAGAUUAAAGAGAAAUACAAGGAAUACAAUGCUCGAGUUGAGCUCAAAAAUGGCAGCGAACUAAUUAAAUCGAUAACAGCGAAUGUGGGCAAAAUGUUGGCGCGCAAAAUGGAUGCCGUGCGCUGCAUACAGGAGAAGGCCGAGAGUGUCAAUGAGAACUUCGAAUUCAAUCUGACCUAUGCGGAGACUAACUUCACCUACUACUCGAGCAAGUACUCGCCAUUCAAUGGCAAUAGCUCCGAGGAGCUGGAGUCCAAUGUUAAGGAGUAUGAGUAUAUGUAUCGCGAGAUGAUGCUAAAUCCGGACACACAUUUCUACAAUAUUUCCGUGGACACGGAGCACAGUUCGGUGCAUGUGCCCUCAAAUGUUUGGGAUCGUGCGCCGAAUGUGCUAAAGACGAUUCAGUGGUCUGAGUAUCUAGACGAGGUCUUCCGCCAGAACUAUCAGUCCGAUCCGGCUCUGUCUUGGCAAUAUUUUGGCUCCGAUACGGGCAUAUUGCGUCAUUAUCCCGCCGCACAGUGGUACGAUUCGCGUGCGAAUAAACUGGACGCCGAUACGUAUGAUUGCCGCAAACGGUCGUGGUACAUAGAGACGGCCACCUGUUCCAAGGAUAUUGUCAUCUUGCUGGACCAUUCGGGCUCAAUGACAGGACAUCGCCAUCAUGUGGCCAAGUUCACAAUACGCAGCAUAUUGGAUACGUUCUCCAAUAACGAUUUCUUCACCAUUUUCCGCUAUUCGAACGAUGUACAGGGCAUUAUACCCUGUUUCAAGGACGCUCUGGUACAGGCGACACCCGAAAAUAUCGAUGUCUUCAAUACGGCCAUAGCCGAACUGGACGAUCCCGAGGGCUAUGCGAAUCUAACGCUGGCCUACGAGCACGCCUUUCAAAUACUACGCAACUAUUAUAUCAAUCGAAGGUGCAACGAGACCUCCACCUGCAACCAGGCCAUAAUGCUGGUCACCGAUGGCGUGGCGGGCAAUACGACCGAUAUUUUCGAGAAGUACAACUGGGGCAACGGAGAGAACGGCACCUCACGCAUGAAUGUGCGCAUCUUUACCUAUCUACUGGGCAAGGAGGUGACCAAGGUGCGCGAGAUUCAAUGGAUGGCCUGCUUGAAUCGUGGCUACUAUUCGCAUGUGCAAACACUGGAUGAAGUCCACGAGGAAGUGCUCAAAUAUGUCGAUGUCAUAGCUACGCCUCUCGUGCUGCAGAAUGAGCAGCAUCCGCCCACCUGGACGCAUGCAUUUACGGAUAAAACGUAUGAUCCUUUGAAUUCGAAUGAGCGACGACCGCGUCUUAUGAUAGCCGUUGGUGUGCCAGCCUUUGAUCGCUCCUAUCGGCACGAGAACAGCACUAAAAGACGGGCACGUCUCCUGGGUGUAGCCGGCACAGAUGUGCCCGUCGAGGACAUAGACAAAUUGACGUUGCCCUACAAGCUGGGCGUUAAUGGCUAUUCAUUUGUGGUGUCCAACAAUGGCUACGUACUACUGCAUCCGGAUCUGCGGCCUCUUGGUUCCAACAACAAAAUGAAUCCCAACUAUAAUAGCAUUGACUUUACCGAAGUGGAGCAUUUGUUUGAGGAUCAGAAUCCCCGAGAGCCGGGUGAAUCCAUUCUAAACAUACGCAGCUCCAUGGUCCAUAACGAAGCCAAGGAAUUUAAAAAUAUUCCGGUCAAGUUCCAUUAUGACAAAAUGCGUCGUGUGUCGGAGGAGAAACAGGAUUAUUUCUUUGCUCCAUUACCCAAUACACCUUUCACUUUGGGCAUUGUUAUGCCAAGUGACUAUGGCAAGACUUGGAUCAAGGUGGGCGACGAGGUGGACAAGAACAAGCACAUGAAGGUCAACAUAUCCGAUUUCUUCAUUGGCGAAAACUGGAAAGUGCAUCCGGAUUGGGUCUAUUGCAAGUAUCACUAUCUGGAGGGUCACGAAUUCAAAACACCUGAAGCGGAGCUGCGCGAGUUUUUGGAAAAGAUGAUGAAACCCGAUUGGAAAUGGCCCGAACAAUAUGCCGAGGACGAAUCCGAUUGGGAUGACAAGGACGACUUAAACUGUGGUCGCAAAACGCUCAGCGACGAUGCCUACUACUGCAACAAGGAGCUAGUCCAUUUGCUCAUUUUCGAUGCCAAGGUGACCAAUUUCAGUUACGGCGUAUGGAAGUUCGAGAACGAACAGGAGCGUCAGCUCAUUGAACGCUUUGGUGCCACAUUGAGGUUUGUGGCCACCAUGAGCGGGCUGACACGCUGGCAGUUCAUCUUUGGCGAGGUGGAAGUGGAUACGGAUCGGGAAUUUGGCGAUUAUCAUACAACAGCCAUCGAUGAGACCUGGUACAAGAGCGCCAUACUGCAGCAUCAUCAGGAUAAUACCGAAAGCUUUGUUUACUCGGUCAAACACUACAACGAUCCGCUCGAAGACAGCGAUCUCAAGGUGACCGCCUCGCAUGCCAUCUUUCCCCGAGAUGGCGGCAAAGAGGCGCCCGCCUGUGUCGUCGGUUUCCAGUUCUCGCAUGCGCGCAUGUGGGAACGCUUCUUUAACAUAACAGCCGUGGACAAUUGCAACAAUUGCCUGCCCAUCUGCACGGAUGAUGACGUCGAUUGCGUUGUCAUCGAUAACAAUGCGUACAUUGUCGUCGGCCAAAACAUAAAUACGACCGGGAAAUUCUUUGGCGAAAUCCAUGGCGAUGUCAUGGCCGCCAUGGUUCAGAAGGGCAUCUUCAAAAGCAUCGAGGUCUAUGACUACCAGGAGCUAUGUAAAGUAGAGCCAACCACACUCAGCGAUGGAAACAGUUUGCUGCAUCCACUGCAACUACUGGGCCUAGUCUGGAAGUGGCUUAUAGCGCAUCUCUUCUUGACCUACCAGAGAGUUCAAUGGUGGGUGGACGGAGCGCCGUUUUUGGAGUACUUGGACACUAUUGAGGAUGAGUAUGUGGCCGUGGGCGACAUUAAUUCGGCAUCGGCGGCUAAGCCCAAGGACGAUGGUGACGAUGGUGAGGCGAUAUUUCAAGAGCCCGAACCGGAACCGAUCUACAAGCCGUGUGACAUGCGCUCUACCCUGUACGCCCUGCAGCCCUCGGCAUUGGUGGGCAUCAAUGAUUCUAUAAAUGUGUCAUCAACGCGUCCGUUCCAUAUCAAGAAAAUACCCAACUCGAAUCUGGUGAUGGUGGUGGUCAAUGUGCUGAUGCCAUCGCGCAGUAUACGCCUAACCACCGAGCCGCAGCGUAUAACUGAGUAUGAGGAGGAAUUUCCCUGCUACAAACUAAAUAUGAGUUUCUACGAUAGGCGACGCAUCGAGGAGUGUUUCACGGAGCACGAGGAUGAGGAACUUUUCACCUACUGCGGCAAAGCCUCGCGGCUGGGUCUGACGCUUCAGCUGCUGCCGCUGACCAUAAUUUUGAUGUUUUACUUGACGCGCUGCUUUAUGCGGGUUUAGUUUAUACAAUCUAUAUAUAUACACUAAUGCGAUCUGUUUGUUUUUAGAUUGUAAACUAUUGUGUAGUACAAUUCUAGUCGAAGUUUAACAACCAAAGAAAAAAAACCAAAGCACAAUCUUAAACAAGUUUAGCAACAGCCGAAACAAAA